CCGGCUCGGCCCGGCAUGCUGCUGCGGGUGCGCUCGGCGGUCUCGCACCUGGUGGCGGGGCUGGGCCCCGGGCCGGGCACGCAGUCCCCGGCCGAGCCCCGGCACGGCGGUGGCGGCGGCAGCGGGGCCGGGGGCGAGGAGGGGCCGCGGGUGGCGGCGUUCUGCCGGCCGGCCUUCCUGCAGCUGACGCCCGAGGAACUGCGCCGCGCCGACGACCACACGGGGCGGGCGGUGCAGAGCCCCCGCGACGGCCGCCGCCGCCUGCCCUGGAGCACGGGCUACGCCGAGGUGAUAAAUGCGGGGAAGAGCCAGCACAACGAGGACCAGGCGUGCUGCGAGGUGGUGUUUGUGGAGAGGAGGCCCAGCCCCAGGGGCCGCCUGCCCUGCAGGGAUGGCAGCGGGGAGCCGGACAGGGGCAGGAAGGGGUUUUAUUUCCACUACUGGGCCCUGUUUGAUGGACACGCGGGCAGCGGUGCUGCUGUCAUGGCAUCCAAGAGGCUGCACCUGCACAUCUGUGAGCAGCUGCGGGACCUGGUGGACAUCCUACAGGACCCGUCCCCACCUCCCAUCUGCCUGCAGCACGACGCCGAGCUGAGCCAGGCAGAGGACAACGGGGAGGUCCCCAGUGAUGCUCUGCCACGCUUCCACCUGGAGAAGGCGGUUUCCCAUGAGAGCCUGGUGAUCGGUGCCAUUGAGAACGCCUUCAAACACAUGGACGAGCAGAUCGAGCAGGAGCGGACGUCCCAGCACAUCUCUGGGGGCUGCUGUGCCCUGGCUGCUGUCUACCUCAUGGGCAAGUUCUAUGUGGCCAACGCUGGUGACAGCAGGGCCAUUAUCAUCCGUAACGGGGAAAUCAUUCCAAUGUCCAGGGAGUUUACUCCAGAGACAGAGAGGCAGAGGCUGCAGUUCUUAGCGUUCCUGAGACCUGAGCUGCUGGGAAAGGAGUUCACACACCUCGAGUUCCCCCGCAGGAUCCAGCCCAAGGAGCUGGGGAAGAAGAUGCUGUACAGAGACCAGAGCAUGAACGGCUGGGCUUACAAAAAGAUCGAAGAGGAUGACCUGAAGUUUCCACUCAUCUAUGGGGAAGGCAAAAAGGCUCGGGUGAUGGCCACUAUUGGGGUGACACGGGGCCUGGGAGACCAUGACCUCAAGGUGUUCAGCUCCAACAUCCACAUUAAGCCUUUCCUGUCCUGCUUCCCAGAGGUCAGGGUGUACGACCUCACACAGUAUGAACACUGCCCCGAUGACGUCCUGGUCCUGGGCACCGAUGGGCUCUGGGAUGUCACCAAUGACAAGGAAGUGGCCAGCGUGGUGAUGGAGGUGCUGACAAGCUAUGAGCCCAAUGACCCGUGCAGGUACACCGUGGUGGCCCAGGAGCUGGUGGUGCGCUCCAGGGGCGUCCUGAAGGAGCGAGGCUGGCGGCUGCCCAACGACAAGCUGGGCUCUGGCGAUGACAUCUCUGUGUUUGUGAUCCCCCUGGGCGGCCCCGGCAACUACAUGUGAUAAUCUGACAGCACUGGGCAGAGGGGUCGCACUGCCUGGUUGGCCAUGAGCAGGAUGCUGGCACUGCCCAGGGCACCGCUCACUCCAGCACUCGUUUCCUGAGCCGACCACAAGAAGAAUGAGGAUCUUGGAGCCUCCUGCCCGAAGCACCCCCCUCACCUACUGCAUCCCUGCCCUCUGUAGAGGUGGAAGGACAGAGCAGAGGCUGGGUUCAAGGGCUGGUUUUCUUGGUUGCUGUGAAAAGCCUCAGUGCUCUCUGGCUUCUGGGUGCAUGCUCAGCACCUCGCCCUGGCCCAGGUGCGCUGGUUACAGCCCUGUGACUGGGCUCCGAGUGCCUGUACCCUGUGAAGCCUGUGCUUGCUGCUGCAAUCACCUCCUUUUCCUGCCCUGUGACAUUUGCACCACGGUUGCUGAAGCUUCUGCACUGGGAUGGGUGUGGAGUGGGGUCCUGCUGGCAGCGGGGCAGUGCCCAUCCCAGCUGCAGGUGCUGUGAGCCCUAAGGAUGCCCCAGUCCUGUGCUCACCUUCUUUGGCUCCUGGGCCCCAUCCCCAGCCGGGCACGCUGCCUUGGUCUCAGGUUUCGGUGGACGUGACAGGGCUCAGUCACAGAGCACCUGGGAGGAAAUGAGCUGUUGCACUCGCAUGGUGUUUGCCAGCCCCUGGCUGUGCCAUGGGCUCUGCCCACCACCUCUCUUCAUGCCUUGGAUCACCGCUGUGUUUCUAGAGCCAAUUAUUUAUUAUUAACCGGAGAGCUGAGCUGGGAAGUGUCUCAAUUCCUUCUUGGUGUGAGGUGGCAGUCGGUAUGAAUAUAGGUCUGUUAUUUCUGAGUGGUUCUAAUUUGGCAACUGCUGAGCAGCAGUUACAGAGCAGCCCCAUUCAGCCAAGCUUAACAGCUUAAAAUGCUGCAUGGAUCUGCUUAGCGGGGGGCUGGAAGCCUGCAAUAAAAGCAGCUUGGUCGUGGCUGGGAAAUGGAGUGGGCUGGCUUUUCCCCAGACUCGGAGCUGGUUCUGAGCAGGGCUGUAGCUGCAGUUCUUUUCUCUGCACUAUUGCGUUGUGCAUCUGGCAUCCCUCUGACCUGGGGGAUGAUGAGUUUCCUGCAGCUCUGCAGCGUUGCACCCUGUCAAAGCACAAAGGUAGCGUGGCCAUGGGGACAGCUGAGUCCUGUGCUGUGCUUUGGCGAUGCACCGUAGCAGCUGCCCAUUGUCACCGGGUGUCACUCCGGGGAGCGUUCCUCUCUGUAAUCAGCGAGAUGUAAAUAAACUGGGUGCACUCAGUGGGGAGUGAAAGUUAUCCAGCGACGUUUGCACCCGUGUGCAUCUCCGUGCCGCAGGGAGCAGGGGGCGAUGCUGGGGUUGGAGGAGCUGCCCUUGCGUAGCACCGCGUGGUUAAAUAAAGGUCGUGCCGCUCGCA
Messenger RNA from Gallus gallus (chicken), 2912 nucleotides. It is a transcript of the gene PPM1J, whose product is annotated as protein phosphatase, Mg2+/Mn2+ dependent 1J. The transcript has 10 exons. NCBI's taxonomy places the organism in Eukaryota, Metazoa, Chordata, Aves, Galliformes, Phasianidae. Gene Ontology annotation, biological process: protein dephosphorylation. Gene Ontology annotation, molecular function: protein serine/threonine phosphatase activity. Bases 16 to 1503 code for a protein of 495 amino acids. The record is from RefSeq and is a predicted model, not a curated record.